Molecule: messenger RNA, 3506 nt
Organism: Homalodisca vitripennis (glassy-winged sharpshooter)
Lineage: Eukaryota; Metazoa; Arthropoda; Insecta; Hemiptera; Cicadellidae
Product: alanyl-tRNA editing protein Aarsd1
Exons: 13
Coding region: 1766-3136 (456 amino acids)
Biological process (GO): regulation of translational fidelity; alanyl-tRNA aminoacylation
Molecular function (GO): Ser-tRNA(Ala) deacylase activity; ATP binding; alanine-tRNA ligase activity
Source: RefSeq, a predicted model, not a curated record
AAGUAAUUUUUGAGACGAUGUUAUUAACUUUGGCUUAAGUAAACACAAUUAUUUGUAAGAUUUGUCAUUUUAUUUGUUAUAAAAUAAUGAACUGAUGUGGUUUGUUUAUACUUAUAAUGACUACAAGUCAUCUUCUACUGUUCGCUAAUUUAAAUAUGUACGAAGUUUAUAUAAUGGGAUAACAAUGAAACAACAAUGUAGGCCUAUGUAUUUUUGUUCAUGAUUAUAAAUUUAACUUCAGCUUUUGAAACAUAGUAUUUUUCUCAAUAUAAUAAUUAUUUUUUAAGAAACAAAUGUUAACUCGAACAUUCAAAACAUAUUGUUGAACUUAUAGAUAAACAUAGACACAUGUCCAUAAAAUACUAAAUACAGCACAUUAUAGAUUAAAAAUUACGAUUUGUGGUGCGGUUAUAAAGUAUAGUUUGCUUUUAUACUUACACUGUAAAAAUAAUUAGUAUUAACAGUAGUCAGUUACUAGACUCAGAAUGGAAAUGCCAUGCCAUGCACUGCUUGAUCAUAAAGAGCUAUAGUUGGAUGCAUGAAAACCAGCCCAAGAAUACUGGGAAACAUGUGUUCAAUGGAGAAUACUUAGGACAGUCGAUGUUUGAAAACAUUUGACAUUUGUUAUAAAACUGUCAUUGGUGCUACCAUUUUUAAUACAAAGUGAAUGAUCCUUUAGCGGCCAUCUCAUACAUUUUUGAUAGAGUUAUUGAAAACUCAAAAUCCAACUAUUCUUGCGGACAGUAUCUGACAAUAGACGAGAUGCUGGUACCCUUCAGAGGAAAGUCAAAGUUUAGGGUUUAUAUGAAAUCUAAGCCAGCCAAGUAUGGGCUUAAGAUAUACGAGUAUGUCCUUGCUAAUUCGAGGACAUCGUACUGUUUGAAUGCAUCAGUUUAUUGCUGCCGACAAAUUCCAAAUCCUAGCAAUCUUCUCAAACCAACCCUUGAAAUAUUGUCACUGGUAGAGCCUCAAAAAUACUAAUAGAAACAUCACAGGAGACAACUAUUUCUCUUCAGUUGAGCUGAGUACACAGUUGAAAAAUAAAGGCAUAACCUAUUUCGGAACAAUGAGGUGUAAUAAACUUGAAAUACCUGAAAGCUUCUUACCCCACACAAACAGGCCUGUAAUGUCAACAAAAUUCGUUUUUACAAAUGAUAAGACUCUGGUUUCUUACGUUCCUAAGUACAAUAGAGCAGUAGUACUACUUUCUACGAUGCAUAAUGAAAAAAGCAUUCUCAAUGAACAUCAUGGCCAAUGGCGAUUUGGUAUGCAUUGAUGGACAUAGCAGGUGUCAACGCCCGCAUCAUAUACCAAUCAGUGGAACCGGAUUCUUGUGAGGCACGUCGACUUUUUCUUGUGGCUUUAGGGAAAAGCCUUAUUCACAACCAACUUGUUAGACGCUCACAAAUGACUAACAUUCCCCGGGAGUUAAAAGAAACAGUGCAACGAGUUUCUCGCUGUCACGUUGAAGGUUCGGCAAUCACGUAUCCAGCAGCAUCAACCUGCCAACGAAGACCAUCGUCCUCCGCUACCUAAAAGGCAAAGAUGUCACAUAUGCCCUAGAGUUGUGGACAAAAGGAUCCGACCUGUUGCUCGCAGUGUGGAAAGGGAGUGUGCAAAGCUCAUAGCAAACAGGAGAUUGUUUGCGAGUCCUGCGCCGAUUGAUUGAAUUUCAGGUACUAAACACUCAGUUUGAGAUCAACGGAAGAUUACAGCUACCGUAGUGAAUUUCAUCAAAGUCUCAGACCAGGUUAAGAAGUGCAAAAUGGAGUCUGUAAAUGUACUUAAAAAAGAAAACACAUUGAUGUACUAUCAAAACCCGUACAUGAAGGAGUUUGAAACCGCUUUGGUUGAUGUUUUUGAACAAAGCUUCCCAGUACCUGUUGGUCCUGGGACUACGAAAUCCGUAAAAUGUAUUGGCAUGGUAUUUGAGAAUACUAUUAUGUUUGCUGAAGGCGGCGGGCAGCCCGCCGACGUAGGAAGUCUGAGGAUCAUCAGAGAUACAGAACCUAUCCUAAAUAUUGAGGUAGAUGUGUUCCACGUGUUGCGUGGAGCCGACGGCAGGAACAUACAUCUGGUAACAGAGACAUGGGACUUCCCAUUAUUGGAGUUGCCCAAAGGCACAAAAGUUCUCCAAACUAUAUGUUGGGAACGAAGACAUAGACACAUGUUGUAUCAUUCAGGACAACAUCUGCUAAGUGCAGUAGCUGGUGAAACAUUUGGUUGGGCCACCCUGGGGUGGCAGUUGUCAGAUAAUGGCUGCUAUGUAGUCCUGAAUACUCCAGAUAUUUCCACUCAAGAAUUGAAGGCUUUGGAAAACAAAGCAAAUGAAUACAUAAAGGACAAUCUCAGUGUGACAACUUAUCUGUACAAUCAAGGGGAAACUGAUGCAAGGCUGGAGAAGGCGAGGACCAAAGGGUUACCAGACAACUAUGGAGAUUCCAUAAGGAUUGUUCAGAUCGGCGACCUUGAAAACAACAUGUGCUGUGGAACACAUGUGACAAGCCUGUCACAACUGGAAAUGAUCAAAUUGCUUCGAGUGGAAAAAGGAAAAAAAAACAAGAAGAAGGAGGAGGGGAAAGAGCAAAGCACUCUUCUACACUUCAUGGUUGGGCGGAAGGAAAUAUUUGAGAAAUUCCAUGACAUGUACUCGACAGAAAGCCAGCUUUCGUCAACAUUGGAGAGACAACCGUGUGACAUCCACGAUACAGUGUUAGAAAUGAAGGAGUCCCAGAAGAAGGCCAAGCAGAGAAUAAAGGCCUUAGAGGAAGAAAAUGUGAUGUCGCUCAUUGAGCUGUUUAAGGAGAAGAAACCAACGCAGGAAAUUUUCUCUUUACAUCGAAAAGAUGGUGAUGUGGACUUGCUCAACUUUACAGCAAGGCAGUUUACGAAUGAACUGAAAAACAAUUCAGUGACUCUUUUCCUCACCGUAGGAGAAGAUGAAGGAAAUCUGCUCCUAGCAGGAAAUGAGAAAUUUUUAGAGCAUGUGGGACCUUUGGUCUGUACGAUAAUGAGUGGCAGGGGCCAGCACAGAGCAGACAAGUACAGAGCAAGAGUACUAAUGAGUGGUAGGAAGAAUGCUUUUAAAGCGUUUUCUGAAGCUUUUGCCUCAUUCCAGUCAGCAGCUGACCAGUGAUCAGUCCCACAGUUCUACAUCACCUGGGGUGUGUGUGUGUUGGCGGUGUUCAAACCAAACUGUGUUAAUCUAAGCAGCUAAAUACCAGUACCUAAUAUUGGUAUUAUAAAACAUUUAUUUUAAACCUUUUUAUGCACCUUGGUAUUAGUUCCAAUAGUGGAAUUGCUAGUCUGAAGGCUCAAUUUAACCAGGGCCUGGGCUGAAUAAACAAGACUUGUAUUUUAAGAGACUGUGUCGACAGACGAUAGCUCGAGCUCAAUCUGAUUAAGUAGUAACUGUAAUCUUACUAUUAUGAACAAAAUAAUAAGAUGUUGUCAAUGGGAUAUUGGUGGUGAAUGGGGAGUGAAGGGGGUGGGGUAUUGAGACAUGA